CGUGUCUCUUUAAAACCGCGCUAAACUUCGUUCACUCUUAUACUCGUACGUUUUUAUGCAUGCCUGACUUAUAGCUGAUUUUUCAAUCGUCGGAUAACUUUUAAGUGAAGAAUAAGUUUGGCACAUGUCAGUUUUUCUUCAGUUAAAAGAUAUCUGACAAUUGAAAAAUCAGCCCUUAAUGAAAUAUUUGCUGGUAAAGAAUCAAAAUGUUUUUUAUCUCAGAUGUUUUGUUGUUAAAAAUAUCCGUUGGUGAUCACUGAUCAGUGAAGAACUUUAACCAGUGAAGUGAUUGGAAUCAAUGAACAGACGGAACUUGUCAUCUUUGAACUGUCAUCAUUCGUGGUAACAAUUAAAAGUUGCAACAAUAUGGAUAAAAUUAAAAGUCGUUUCCGUUCCGAAAAUUGGACUCGAGAAGAAAAGGACUUACUCCUAGAAUUAAUGCGGGACUCAUCCCAUAUUGUCGAUAAUAAGCAAACCGACACAGAUACUAACAGACGCAAACACUUGGAAUGGUUGAAGAUACAAAACAGUUUAGCUGAAAUGACUGGAAAGAUACGGGAUGUUCCUCAACUAAAGGGACGUUGGAGGAGAAUGAAAAUGGAUGCAAAGAAUAAUAUUUUGCAAAAUGAAAAAUCUGAAAGGCUGACUAAUGAAGGAAACAGCUCACAAUCUUCUUCAGAGGAUGAUUUUUUAUGCACGUCGCGAAUGGAUCAUGUUGAAAGCGAACAAAAUAUAGAGGAAAAUCAAGGGAAUGAUCAUUUAACGAAAAUUCAUGACUUCAAGCGUCGUAAGACUGAAACCAGUCAUAGAAGCAUGGUUUUGGCGGGUAACAUUGACUUAAAAAACUAUACAAAAACACUUAUGAAGGAAGAGCAUGAGCUGAAGAUGGAAUAUCAUAAGUUAGAAUUAAGCCACCAACAGGCGCGCCAUAAAUUGGAAAUGGAUAUUUUAUUAUUAGAGAAGGAGAAAAAAGAGUUGGAAGUAAAAUUAUUAAAAGACAGAUUAAAAGAAUAAAAAUCUUGAUAAAUAA
Messenger RNA from Ostrinia nubilalis (European corn borer), 1030 nucleotides. RefSeq lists its product as uncharacterized. The transcript is spliced from 5 exons. The record is from RefSeq and is a predicted model, not a curated record. NCBI's taxonomy places the organism in Eukaryota, Metazoa, Arthropoda, Insecta, Lepidoptera, Crambidae. Bases 367 to 1014 code for a protein of 215 amino acids.